Porites evermanni is the source of this 956-nucleotide messenger RNA. The record is from the annotation of a GenBank genome assembly. Lineage: Eukaryota; Metazoa; Cnidaria; Anthozoa; Scleractinia; Poritidae.
UGUAGGUUUGGUUUUUUGAAGAUUUCAGAUGAUAACAACAGAAUACUUGGUACAUAUUGUGGGAAGCAACUUAAUGGGAAGGACGUUUUGGUAACUGGAAACCGCGCAUUUAUAACAAUCGUCUCUGAUGAAAAUGAACGAUACCCGGUAUUCCAGCUCACCAUAUUGAAUUAUCAAAAUGGUAUGUUCAGAUAAAAAGGGAGUCUUUUAUAAAAAGGAAAUAAAAUAAAAUAAAGUAUGUAUUAACUAAGUUGCCUUUCAGGUUAGAUGUCAAAGUUGAUGCACCUCACCUUCACCUCUAAUAGAAGUUAAAGUGAGGUGCGCAUUUUUUUGAAGCUGGCUCGAAUUUGCAUCAUUUUAUCGACAAGCUUUACUUUUAUUGCUUGAAAAAACAUGCAUUUUCACUCAAAAACGCCUUGACCACCCUACUUCUUCUGACGUCAUAUCUCGUAACCAUAGUAACUUGCCAUCACUAGACUUGUCUUAAAGUGCGCGCGAGGGAUAAACAAACAGCUACUGAAAACGUCAUGACUCUACCUCCCCCCCGUACGUCUCAGGGUUUAGAGGCUGCUCGCUGUAGAAUCGACCACUUGAUUGGGUAUGAAAUUUCGACUCCUUUUAAAAUACUAACGAGAUUUGCCUUACUGUCAGGCAUGCCGAACAGGAUGGCUGUUUAGUUUAUUACGUCACCUAACAAAAAAGCAAAGAACGUAGAAAAAAGAAAAUUGACUAUUAAGUUCUCUAUUGAUUAAGAAAUCUUCAUUUGAUCUGUAAAAUUACAAUCUGAUUUUGUAGGGUGUGGUUCUGUGAUAAACAAUACCUUGACAAGUCCUGGAUUUCCAACACAAUACCCAAAUAACAUGCACUGUGUGUACAACGUUUCCAUUCCACCCGGAAAGGCACUGAACAUCAGUUUUCCAACUUUUAUCAUGCAGUCACAUUCUACAUGCGGGUAA